This is a messenger RNA of Haemonchus placei, 1404 nucleotides long. Lineage: Eukaryota; Metazoa; Nematoda; Chromadorea; Rhabditida; Trichostrongylidae. The record is from the annotation of a GenBank genome assembly.
AUGAUGGCAGGCAGAGGUGAAGCACACGUACGAUCUUCAAGCUAUGAUCGAGAUGCUGGAAGAACAACAUGGAGUCCAACGUACCAACGUAUAUUUCGUGAAUUCUAUCCAGAUAGCUCUUGGAAGGAAAUGGAAAAGGAAGCACAACUUGUAUCAUCUCCCGAACAGCAUGCUGAAAGACCGGAAAGAUGGGAGCGUCAGCAAUCUUCUCAGAGCGCUGAUAGCCGAUCACCAAAACGUGUGCUGAUCAACGAUGAGGAGGCCAAAAGUGAGCUGACGAGGAAGACUUCAGAACAACGAUUCUCAGAACUAAGCACUCCGUCAAAUAUGGAGGAUAUGCUCGUCGAUAGCGAUGUGAUCACAUUCGUAAGAGACGUGUUGAGAAACGAAUUUCCCGACGGAAGUUUGAACUUUGAUGGGAGUCAGGAUCAACCGGUCGAAACUGUUUUCAGGAAGACGUUGAGAUUCAAUGGAAAACAUAAGACAGUUUAUGUACAUCUACGGAACCACGUGAGUACUACGACUGGUGCUGGUGUUGUCAAAAACAUUGGCAGCAACUCGCAGUCGACUUCUCUUUCAUCACCCACAACGGUAAUGUCUCCUCAAAGUGACCGAGUGGGCGAUUCUGGAGCUCAUACAAAGGCAUCGUCAUGGUCAGGACCUCACGUUCCAACCCCUGUUCCUUCCGUAAUCUCUACCAAUACGUUCCACAGAAGUUUUUCCACAAGUCCGAAGCGUGACGGCCCUUACAAAGCAGAAUCCCAGAAACUAAACGAGCCCUAUACAGAAACGCUCGAAAGCCCAGCUGAGAUCUUGGAGAGGAAGCUCACAAGGAAGGAGCUUUUAGAUCGAUCAGAACUACUGGCUCUGAAACGAAUCCACUGUAAUCAAGUUGAAGAUGAUGAAGAAGAACUCGAUCGGUUAUUACGUUUUCCAAGGAGAGAUGUACGGCGAAUACAGAUUCUACGUGACAGAAUAACUGACCGCUAUAAAACCUAUGAAGAAAUCCUCGAGAUGGCACGUCCUUCUAAAUCUGCUCUACUUGCACAUCGAAUUCUUCUUGCAGACGCAUAUCUUUUCCAUGCAAAAGUUGAACAAAUGAAUCAUAGGUGUCAGAGGAAAUUAUAUCAGCUGGCAGUGGAGAUCUAUAGAGGGCUACUGAAUCUGGCAAGAGAAUGUCUUCCUGCUGAUGAUGCUUCACUUCUUACACUUGCUGAGCGAAUCUCUUCAAUACUAAGUGAAAGCCGCUCUCUUCAACCCGAUCUUAUUGUUGAAAUCACAUCAAUACUUGACGACGCUGAAAAGAGUCUCAACGAGAAGCCUGAAACGGAGUCAAGACGUAAAAUCCGGAGAGCCAGACAGAAUCUAGGAACACUGGGUGCCUUUUAUUACGCAUAUCUGUAA